Pyricularia oryzae 70-15 is the source of this 1300-nucleotide messenger RNA. RefSeq names its product peroxisomal dehydratase. Bases 205 to 1137 code for a protein of 310 amino acids. The record is from RefSeq and is a predicted model, not a curated record. Gene Ontology annotation, cellular component: peroxisome. The transcript is spliced from 3 exons. Lineage: Eukaryota; Fungi; Ascomycota; Sordariomycetes; Magnaporthales; Pyriculariaceae.
GCCGGCCAGUAGCUUGCGGGCCGAGCUUCGGCGCAUCGUAACAUCAUGAACCCGUUCCAACAGUGAAGUAGGAAGACAGAUUGUUCCUACUUUAUCCAACCAACCCGCCUACCCAUAUACCAUACACACACGGUAGAUACGACGAACAGCUGAAGACGAAUCAGCUUCACUCCACACAAAAGAAGCAUCACCAAAUCGCCCAUCAUGUCUGGCCCCGGCGUCGGUUUCGAGUAUCCUCCCACAGAGGUGUCAUGGAUGAAGCGUGACGUCCUUCUGUUUGCCAACUCAAUUGGCUGCAAGUCUGAUGAGCUUCACUUUUUAUACGAGCUGCACCCCGACUUUGCCGUCUUCCCUACCUAUCCCGUCGUUCUGCCCUUCAAGACCAACACCCAGGAGGUGAUCGACUUCUACGCCGCCCAAAAGUCCGUCACCAUCCCCGGCGUUCCCGAGUUCGACCCGACCCGCGUCGUCGACGGCCAGCGCCGCAUCGAGUUCCUCCGCCCCCUGCCCGCCACCUCUGCAGGCAAGCGCUUCGAGGCCCGCACCAAGGUGCUGGGCGUGUAUGACAAGGGCCGCCCGGGCACCGUGGUGGAGACACAGACGGACCUGGUCGACGCCGGCACGGGCGACGUGUACACGCGCGCCACGGGCUCGGCAUUUUACGUCGCGCAGGGCAACUGGGGCGGACCCAAGGGCCCCGCGACGGUCAACUACCCGCCGCCCAAGGGCAAGACGCCCGACGCCGUGCUCGAGGAUGCCACCACGCUCGAGACCCCGCUGCUGUACCGCCUCAACGGCGACUACAACCCGCUGCACGCCACGCCCGAGCCCGGCGCGAAGAUGGGCUUCGGCGGAGUCAUCGUCCACGGCCUCUGGCAGUGGAACUCGACCUGCCACCAGCUGCUGCGCCACCUCGGCGGCAGUGACCCCCGCAACAUCAAGGAGUACCAGGCCCGCUUCGCCAGCCCCGUCCGCCCGGGCGUCAAGCUUGCCACCUCGGUCUGGAGGACCGGUAAGGUCGAGGAUGGCUUUGAAGAGAUCAUCUUUGAGACCAAGGUCGUCGGUGGCAAGACCUGCCUCAGCAACGGCCGCGCCUUGAUCAAGGUCGUCGGCCCUGCAAAGGGUGCCAAGUUGUAAUCGGUGAGCCUGUAUUCAGUAAGAUGUUGUUUUUCCCAAAGCGUUUUUUUUUGGGGGGGAUAUGAAUUAUGUCUGGCUAUUUAGGUAUAUAUAUAUAUAUAUAUAUAUAAGCUUGCUUGUUAUCUAUAAAGAGAAAAAAUGAAAAAGGUAUAUUUGUUGGUCG